Messenger RNA from Uranotaenia lowii, 1383 nucleotides. RefSeq names its product PRKR-interacting protein 1 homolog. Gene Ontology annotation, molecular function: protein kinase binding; double-stranded RNA binding; protein kinase inhibitor activity. Gene Ontology annotation, biological process: negative regulation of protein kinase activity. Gene Ontology annotation, cellular component: nucleolus. Bases 131 to 823 code for a protein of 230 amino acids. Lineage: Eukaryota; Metazoa; Arthropoda; Insecta; Diptera; Culicidae. The transcript has 2 exons. The record is from RefSeq and is a predicted model, not a curated record.
CGUGAUGUUUUGUUUUGCUGCGCGGAAAAGUUGACGAUAGCCGAUGUUUGAUUGAAAAGUGGAAAUUUAUAUACAUUAAAACUCCGUUUUCAUCCGCUAUUGAGUCUCGUUAUCACAACGAACUGCAAAAAUGGAUAUCGUAAACGAGGUGAAGACGACUGACAAGGAUUUCGAAAAGAAGAAAUUUGUUGUUCGGAAUGCUGCCGAUAUUCAGAGGGCCAAACUGGAAAAAUUGAUGAAAAAUCCGGAAAAACCUAUUAUCAUACCGGAGGGACCUCGGGAUCGAGACUUUUCUUCUUCGAUUCCAAGUUUCGUUCGAAAUGUGAUGGGAUCGAGUGCCGGUGCAGGUUCUGGAGAAUUUCACGUUUACCGGCAUCUACGUCGCAAAGAGUAUGCCCGCCAAAAACAGAUUCAGGACAAAAGUCGAUCCGAGCUGUUGGAUGACGAAUUCCAGGCAAAGCUUGAAAAGAACAAACAAGACGCUGACGAACGUACUGCCAAAAAGCGAGCCAAGAGACAGAAAAAGAAAGCCAAGCAAAAGGCAAACCGGGGGAAGAAACUUCGCAAGACAGACGAUGAACCCGAUGAGGAAAGUACCAGUGAAGAAGAGGAAGAAGAAGGAGACAAACCAACUUCCGGAAAAGAUGAAGCUAAAAUUGGCGAAGGAGAUAAAGCUGCACCUCCAGAUGGGGAAGAAUCUGGGGUAGCGGAAGCAGAUGCUUCUGGAAAAGAUCACCCCAGCGAAACAGAUGCUCCCUCGAAAGAUGUAAGCUUCGAGUCAGAAUGUAAAAAUGAUGAAUACAAAGAAACGGAUACAGAUUAAAAAUAUUUUAAAUAAAGCAUAAAUAACAUGAUUUCUUGUUGAGAUUGUUAGGCGUGAGAGAGAGUGAGUUAGGCUAACGGAUGGUCCACCCGAUUGAACGUGAUCCUUUCAUAAAUACUAGCAGAAUUGGGCCUAUAUUUUGAUAUUGAAUGGUUAUCAAUAAACUCAAGAGGCUUAAAACGGGGAAAUAAAAAAGGAUGUUUAGUGGUCCAUUAUUAUGGCUCAGGCUGCAUUUUUCGUUAAUUAAAUAUGCGUCGAUAAUUUUUAUUUUUUAUUUUAAAUUUAUUUUCUUAAAACCUGAAAUAAUAGUUAAUUAGUAACCGGCAGGCUGCGUUAAAGUUAAUAAAUUACAAAUUGAUAAGGCGAUUUGGUUAGGAAAACCACCCGACGUUCCAGUGAGGGAUGUAUUAGGUAUGAUGGACUUGGACUAUAUGUUCGAGAUAUACCUUUUCCUAAAAGCUAUCGAUCUUCGACUAUAAUUCUCUUUAUUUUCAUAUUUCCCUUUCUAUCUUUCUUUUUCUUCAAAAAAAAAAAAAAAGUGAACUAGAUCUAAGUACACA